Messenger RNA from Pteropus alecto (black flying fox), 444 nucleotides. It is a transcript of the gene SNTN, whose product is annotated as sentan, cilia apical structure protein. NCBI's taxonomy places the organism in Eukaryota, Metazoa, Chordata, Mammalia, Chiroptera, Pteropodidae. Bases 1 to 444 code for a protein of 147 amino acids. The record is from RefSeq and is a predicted model, not a curated record. Gene Ontology annotation, molecular function: transition metal ion binding. The transcript is spliced from 4 exons.
AUGUGUGGCUGCAUGCACAGUACCCAGGACCAAGCACACCACUUGGAAGGGGAGCCCAAUCCUUCAGCAGCCCCAACAUCUACUUUAGCACCUAGAAAAAUGCUCAAAAGCAUUUCAAUAUCCAAACAACUGGCUUCAAUAAAAGCUCUAAGGAAGGGCUCAGAUCUGGAAAAAGCCAUCACCACUACUGCUCUGAUUUUCAGAAAUUCUUCUGACCCUGAUGGUAAACUUGAAAAAGCUACUGUCAAAAAUCUGCUGCAAACUCAAUUUAAGAAUUUCACAGAGGGACAAGAAACCAAACCAAAAUACAAAGACCUCCUUUCCGAACUUGAUGAGCAUACAGAAAAUAAGCUUGAUUUUGAGGAUUUCAUGAUCUUACUGUUAAGCAUCACUGUAACAUCAGAUUUUCUCCAAAAUAUAUGGAAUGCAAAAAAUAUGAAAUAA